GUCGGUAUUUUAUUGUAAAAAUUAAUAAUUUUAUUGUAAACACAUACGAUGGAGCGAGAUAACGUUUAAAACAUUUCAUUGCAUGCGCACACAUAUAUUGCCUCACUUUUUAAAAGUCGAUCGUUUGAAAUGCGCACGCGGAUGUGUUGAGAUGAAUGCGUGUGUACAUACAGUUACAUAUAUAUAUAUAUGUGUAUACAAAUGUUCUAAAAGCGUGUAAAAAAGUUAUUGUACGGAGCCGCAAUUAUGUUCUUUACAACGUUCCUCAAUAACUCUACUUUGUACAUGCGCGAUUAUUAUGCAACUUUAUGCGUAAUCGGCGCCAAGAGCCCGUUUUUUCCUUCACACACAUGCCACACUCGGUGCCUUGUUGAUCGAGUCAAACCCCUUUGGUUGAAUCUAGAUAGAUCUGUUGAUCGCUGUUGACGAUAGUCGCUCUCGGUCAGUGUGGUUUUUUUAUCUUGUUUGAAGUGGGCACGUUCAAUCGUUCCAAGAUGAAUCGUGUAAUGAAGGUCUUGAAGAGCAAGGAGACUCGCGAUUAUUUCAUGAGCACGCACUUUUGGGGACCCGUUGCCAAUUGGGCGAUACCGAUCGCUGCUCUUGCCGACAUUCAGAGAGACCCCAAAUACAUCAGCGGAAAAAUGACCUUUGCUUUAUGCUUAUACUCAGCAAUGUUCAUGAGAUUUGCAAUCAAGGUACAGCCGCGCAACAUGCUUCUAUUCGCCUGUCACUUUGUCAAUGAAGGUGCACAAAUAACACAAGGUUGUAGAUUCAUCAAAUAUCAUUAUCUAAUUAAAUCAGAAGAACAUGUACAGAAAUAAAUAUUAAAAAUAGCAAUUAUAUAUCAACAAAUGUUUAUACAUGUUGUAUAAACAUUUGCACAAAACACAAUAUUGCAAAAUAAUCUUUACGUUAAAUAACAGAAAAGGAGGGAAAGAGAGAGAGAGAGAGACAGAGAUGUAGAUAAUUCAAUAAAUGUAAAUA
Pseudomyrmex gracilis is the source of this 984-nucleotide messenger RNA. It is a transcript of the gene Mpc1, whose product is annotated as mitochondrial pyruvate carrier 1. Gene Ontology annotation, biological process: pyruvate import into mitochondria. The transcript has 3 exons. Bases 495 to 821 code for a protein of 108 amino acids. Lineage: Eukaryota; Metazoa; Arthropoda; Insecta; Hymenoptera; Formicidae. The record is from RefSeq and is a predicted model, not a curated record. Gene Ontology annotation, cellular component: mitochondrial inner membrane.